UCGAGCGCCCACUCGCGGUCGACUGAAGUCCACUCACCUACGUCCGUAGCCAGCACGGUCCCUUCUGGUGACGAAGCGGCAUAUCUCGAAGCCGUGGACCGAUACCGUGUACCACGACUCGUCCUUGAUACCCCACAACCUGGCUAUCGUACGCGGUGA
Messenger RNA from Schizophyllum commune H4-8, 159 nucleotides. RefSeq lists its product as uncharacterized. The record is from RefSeq and is a predicted model, not a curated record. The transcript has a single exon. The annotation marks the transcript as partial. NCBI's taxonomy places the organism in Eukaryota, Fungi, Basidiomycota, Agaricomycetes, Agaricales, Schizophyllaceae.